Molecule: messenger RNA, 746 nt
Organism: Exaiptasia diaphana
Lineage: Eukaryota; Metazoa; Cnidaria; Anthozoa; Actiniaria; Aiptasiidae
Product: NEDD8-activating enzyme E1 catalytic subunit
Exons: 5
Coding region: 62-547 (161 amino acids)
Biological process (GO): protein neddylation
Cellular component (GO): nucleus; cytoplasm
Molecular function (GO): NEDD8 activating enzyme activity
Source: RefSeq, a predicted model, not a curated record
UUUGGCCAAGAAUAUUAGGUUGUAAGCUAAAUUAAUUAAUUUUGAAUAAAAAUAUAUCGAUAUGGAAGUCGAAGAGAGCCCGUCGUCUUCGAUUGAUCCCAAUAAUUGGCCAGGAAGAUGGAAUCAUUUGCAGAAGUUAUUGGUACGAGGUGGACCUCUUGCUCAUCUUGACUUUGAACCAGGACCAGAGGUAUUAAACUUUAUUUUGGAAAAUGCCAAAGUGUUAGUUAUUGGAGCUGGGGGACUUGGUUGUGAACUCCUCAAAGACUUGGCUCUCUCAGGAUUCAGAAACAUUGAUGUUAUUGACAUGGAUACUAUAGAUAUUUCAAACUUYAAUCGACAAUUCUUAUUCAGGAGAAAAGACAUUGGGAAACCUAAAGCUACAGUAGCAGCUGAGUUUGUCAAUCAGAGAAUAGCAGGGUGUUGCUGUACACCGUAUCCACUCAAAAUAAUAUUGAUAUUUGCACAUCCUUUCUUUAAUCUUUUGAGGGGAAAUGGAAAUCAGAGACUGACGGUACACUCUAAACCAAUCAGAUCUAGUUAUUAAUCUACUUCAAGGAGUAAAUUUAACUUCAAGUUCAAAAGGGAAAACGCACUAGAGGUGCUUUGUCUAUAAUGAGUACCUUAAAAUUAACAUAGAUCAUGGGUAUUAGCUGUAGUGUAGCCUUCCUGUGGCUCGACCCUGCAAUUGUGGGUGGAGUUCUCUUGUAUUUAUGGUAUGGGAAUAUAGCUUUUGCACAUCAGAU